Messenger RNA from Octodon degus (degu), 5629 nucleotides. It is a transcript of the gene Mob3c, whose product is annotated as MOB kinase activator 3C. Bases 1708 to 2697 code for a protein of 329 amino acids. NCBI's taxonomy places the organism in Eukaryota, Metazoa, Chordata, Mammalia, Rodentia, Octodontidae. Gene Ontology annotation, biological process: positive regulation of protein phosphorylation; signal transduction. The record is from RefSeq and is a predicted model, not a curated record. Gene Ontology annotation, molecular function: protein kinase activator activity. The transcript has 4 exons. Gene Ontology annotation, cellular component: cytoplasm; nucleus.
UUUCUGAACCUCAAUUUUCCUAUCUGAACAAGUGGGUUGGGCUGACUGAUUUCUUGGAGCUAUUUCAAUUCUAAGACUCCUGAGUGUAAGCUAACUUUAAAGUCUGUGCCAGGCUCUGACCUAAGCUGGUCCUAAAGUGGGAACAGCAGUGUCCAAAUACCAGUGUCGUGCAAGGAGAUCAGAGUACAAUGGAGGAGGAGGGAGGAUUGGACCCAUUGGAGUGUGGUCAGGCCCAGUAGGGGCAAAUACACAAGCAGCAGUAAGUGGCUAUGUUCGGGGAUCCAAAAGAAGCCUAGGGUAGUUGGUGUAAGGAACUAGGACAGGAAAGGUAGGAUGUGUUAAAGGCCAGAAUGAGACUCUGUGACUGUCAGCAAAAGGGACUGUGUAAUGGUGGAGGACCUGGGAACUGCACCUCAUCCUGAGAGAUUUGGGAAGUACCUGCCCCAGCAGAGCUUCAAAUGGAGACGGCAAGUGAAGCACAGAGAUUGCCUCCUCUUCAUUCAGGGAGUGCAGGUCCCACCCUGCACUUCUUCUGGAAGAAAUAAGGAGUAGGGAUGAAAGAGAACCUUCUGCAUCAUGAGGGUUUCUUUUUAGAACAGACAGUGUCCUGCUGAGAGACCUGUUGCUGCUUUCUAAACAGCUCUUAUUUUUCCUGACUGUUCCCACCCUGGCCUGCCUGUUGUGCUUAUAAGGAAGGACACUUGUUCCAGAAUCUUCUCCAGUUAUUUGAUGUAUUGCCAGAAACAACAUCCCCUCCAUGUGUACUCUAUUUUUCUUAUACUUAGUUGACACCUUUUCCCACCCGUACCCCCUUCCCAAUCCUGCCCACCAGUUACCCAGAUGUGAGUGGCUUCCAGGAAAGGAGAUCUGGGCUUAGUGUGCCAAUGUCAGUCUGAAGUCAAGGCUCUGUGUGGGGCUAGAGUCAAAGCUCAGACUCACCAGAGUCAAAGCACAAAUCAGAGUCCAGCCAGGAGCCCCAGCUCAGUGCUUAGCUUAUUCUUGACUUCAGCACUCAGUCUUGGGUCAGUCAAGGAAUAGAUUGUGGCUACAUUCCAGUAUCAGCAGAUACUUGGAUCUGCACUUCCUGCUACCUUGGACACUCACAGGAGAGAUGUAUGACUGUCUUGAGACCCUCAAAAAGCCUUCUUAAGACCCUCAGAAAGUUGGUCGUAUCAGAGUGACCUGGCAUUUGCAUGUGCCAAGUCCAUGGUGUUACAAAUGUUACCCAGCAUUCAGUGGUGAAGCUAGUACUAGAACCCAGGACUCUUGCAGCUCGGAUUGCUGCUUCUCAAAAUCUAUUCUGAGUCUCUGAUCUUUCCAUUGUAGGAGGCAAAGCAACGGAAGCAGUAGAUAUGCUCCGCUAAAUAACUCUGACCGCCCUCCCUGUCCCUCCCACACUCUAUAUCAGGUGCAGAUUAGGCAAGGUAGGAAUGUCUCUUCAGUGUCAGGUGCAGAGCGACAGCCAGGGACUUGUUCAUGUUUGGAGCUGGAAGAGGCUGGCUUGGGAGGAAGGCCAUUUAGCAGUUGUCAGAGGAAGCUGUGUUCUUGGCCCGCCACCCUCCCCCUCCUCCGGUGCCUUCAGCCCACUCAGAGUUCAUCCAGCUGGCCAUGUGAGGGCCCUUUCCUCUUUCAGAGUAAAAGAAAAAAAGGAAAGGACAUUUUUGGUAGAGAAGUUCCUCCUGCUCCCUGGGAAUCCCCGGUGCCCGGAUGGAUACGGGAUAUCCCAGAGGAAGCCGAAAGCCAGGGCCUUCCUCCUCCCUAGAGCACAAUGCAGCCAGGCUCUCCGACUCUGCACAACUGCUUAUGCGGCUUCCAGAAGUCACCUUGUCUCCCUGUGGGCCUGCAGGAGCGUCCUCCACCUUUAUAACAAUUUGCAGCAAUUCUGAAGAGCCGCUGUUUGAACCCAGGGCCAGCCCCCUAGUGGUGAGGUGUGGUGAAUGCAAAGAAAAGGCCUUCGGAGGCGCAGUAGGAGGAGCUAAAUUAGCCUGGAAAGUGGGGCAUCCUCAGGUCCCUGCCGCUGGACACCCAGAUCCACCAGUUCUGACCAUGGCACUCUGCCUAAAGCAGGUAUUUGCCAAGGACAAGACAUUCCGGCCUCGAAAGCGCUUCGAGCCAGGCACACAGCGCUUUGAACUGUACAAGAAGGCACAGGCAUCACUCAAGUCUGGCCUGGACCUGCGUAGUGUGGUGAGGCUACCACCCGGCGAGAGCAUCGAUGACUGGAUCGCGGUCCACGUGGUGGACUUCUUCAACCGCAUCAACCUCAUCUACGGCACCAUGGCUGAGCGCUGUAAUGAGACCAGCUGCCCCGUCAUGGCUGGUGGGCCCCGCUACGAGUACCGCUGGCAGGAUGAGCACCAGUACCGGCGGCCGGCCAAGCUUUCGGCACCGCGCUACAUGGCGCUGCUCAUGGACUGGAUUGAAGGUCUCAUUAAUGAUGAGGAUGUCUUCCCUACACGUGUUGGAGUUCCCUUCCCCAAGAACUUCCAGCAAGUCUGCACCAAGAUUCUAACCAGGCUCUUCCGAGUCUUUGUCCAUGUCUACAUCCACCACUUCGAUAGCAUCCUCAGCAUGGGGGCGGAGGCUCAUGUCAACACCUGCUACAAGCAUUUCUACUACUUCAUCCGGGAAUUCAGCUUGGUGGACCAGCGGGAGCUAGAGCCAUUGAGGGAGAUGACAGAACGGAUCUGUCACUGAGUCCAGGCCUGGGCAUUGUCGGACCAUCGGAAUACAACAUGGCUGGUAGAGGAGACUCUUGGGAUUCUGAUGAUAACAGAAUCUGAAGGCCGCAGGACUCCUCCACAUACCCAGUGCCUCCAGACUUCUGGUUCUCCAAAGUCAACUUGUAUGUCCCCUUGACUAUGAAUGAAAAAGGAGAAGGCUUCAAGUGGCAAACAGAGAAAUGGAGUACUCAAACCCCUGGGAUGAAGUCUGGAAGUGGAAUGAGUUACUGGGUUCUUCUCUAUCACCUGACCCUGCCAUGGUGGUUCUCAGGCCUGCUUGGGAAGUGUGCAUAUGGCAAAGGUGAUGGCAAGAAAGGUGCAAUAGAGGAGUACCUGCAUGUGAGUGAGCACAGAUGCCAGUGUGGAUGUGUCUGUGAGCCUGAUUUUGACUGCGGGGUGUGUCUCUGAGAGCCAGACCCUCCCUGGCACAUACUUAGGCCUUCUCACAUGUCGGAUGGAUGGAUGGUUGAAUGUGCAAAGAGACUGAGAUUUUUUGACCAUGGCCACUAUAGGAAUAAUGCAGCUGUAGACAUAGUACAGAUGAGACUUGCAGGCAGCCAUCUUCCAUCAGCAUGAGUCCUGGGAGCUGGGUAGAAGUUGAAAAGGAGAGAUAUUACCUGAGUUCCUUAAAGCCCUGGCUCAUCACAGCUGUCGUUGCUGAUUUGCUGAGCCAGAGAUGCCAACAAGCUGUCAUUUCACUCCUUCUCUCUAGGAGGGCCCCUUGACAGGCCUUCUGAGCAUCAAGAUUCUUUAUAUCCAUGAAGAUCUGCUGUCUCUUAAACUAAGAAUCAUGUACUCCUAUCUGGCUCCCAGAUCUACAGGCCUGAUUCAUAGGAUCUGAAGCCGAGUACAAAAUAACGUUCCAGCCCAAAGAGCCAGUGGGACUCAACUUGGGAAGUCUGUGGAAUCUUGUUUCCCACCCCAGGACAUUGACCAUGUAGCCAUGGAGAAUCCCUAUUCUAAAAGUUCUUGCCUCCUUCGCAACCAUCUCAGAAACAUUCCAGCUGGUUGACCUCCACACAACUAUUCACAGAGAGGCUGGGAUGUUCAAUCAGCAACCUAUUUCUCAGUACCUCUAUGCCAGCCCUGUGCCCAGACCCAUGGGUAUGGGAACUCAAGUAGGAAUAGGAUUCUGCCCUCCCAGAGCCCCACACUGGAAGGCUAGGAUGGAGAAUCAGAAGGGCCUUGAGAAUCAUGUAGUCUCAGCCUUUCAGUGUGCAAAAGAGAAAACUGAAGCCAGGAAGAGAAAGGAAAACUGUCCACCCUCAAGGUGAGUCUUUUGUGGAACUGAAGUAAAAUCAAGGGGUCCUGACUCCCAUGCCAGGGCCCACUGACUACUACACAGAGAUGCACAUGGAGAUUUUGGCAGAUCCUUUCUCUCUCUCUCUCUUCUCUUUCUCACCAGGAUACAACUGUUCUGCUUUAAGCAAAGAUUUCUAGCCAGAUGGCAAGAACCCUACCCCCCCCCCUUGGGUUGGCUGGGGUUAGCUGCUGAGCCAAGCCUCCAAAAUCAUGUUCCUUUGAUGGCCCAGAAACUGCCUGUCCUCUGGGGAAACAGCUCAAGGCCAGCCAGCUGGGCCUGGGACUUCUGCCUCUGCUGGUUCCAAAAACUUUCCCGAGAGAUGCAUUCUGCCGUGGCAGCUUUACCAGCAGCUCUGGAGUAAGGGGAGUAGGAGCUUCCUUCCCUCAACAUGAACUGAAGCUUGCAUGAUGGAUUCUAGGCUUGGCAAGGGCUGAUUGUAGGGAAGGGAUGGGGGAAUCUAUUUCUGUGAAACAGAGGAAAGACCUUAUUAUUGUUAUUUUUGGUAAAAUAAAAGAAGUAAACUAAAGCAGUCACUGGUGAGAAGCUGUGAUCUGGGUGCCACAUGGCUUUUGGCAGACUGUGGAAGGAUCCAGGGCAGAAUGGAGCUAGGAGGGAUUUUGUCUUGAGAUCCUGGGCUAUGUGGAGGGCUGGCUGGUGUGGUCAUGUCUGGCCCAGGCCCAUAUCCACAGGGUGGGGACACCAAGAUUCUUCCAGGGCUCUGAAAAUUCUAACCCAUGCUGGGCUGGGAAAUCUUGGGUAAGGGAGGACUGUUCUUUGUCUUCCAAGAACUCAGUCUGAUGGGGAACCUUUUGUUUUAGCUCAAUUUACCUGGCAUUGGAUAUGGUCAUUCUACCUGCUUCUUUAAGAUUGUUUUGGGGAAAUAAUGAGUCAAGGGGCAAAAAGAAAAUACAAUCCGAGCUCUAAUUACAGGAGGUCUUGGCAGAGCUUGAAAUGUGAGAGGGAGGACACAGGGCUCACUCCUGAAUCUACUUUCUAGGACACAUCUAAGACUGUUGGCUCAGAUUUGCUGUCAUUUCACUGUUGCUAAUCCACAAGCUUUCCAAACGGGAGUUGAAAAGCAGCUUGGUUCUCAAGCAUCAGCAAAUGCCCACCUAAAGUUUCCCCUCUGCCUGCAAUAGAUCUAGCUUGGCUUUGUGCAAGGGCUCUUCUGAGAGCUGCAGGCCUGGAUGCAAGUCCCAGCCCAGCCCCCAAGGUGCCAAGAAAAGUCCCUUCGACCUGAAGCUUGCAAUUUCCCAUCUGUUUCAUACUUGGAAGUGGGCCUGAUUGAUUCCUCUUUCACUACUUGGAACCUUUGAGUUAUUCAUAAUAAUGGCUAAUGGUCACUGUAGGUCAGAUACAACUAUAAGUGCCUGCAUAUAGUAGCUUGUUGACGCAAGUUUCUUUAACUAGCUGCCUGGCUUCCCUCCCAGCCUCCAAUAUCCAUCCUUUCACUGCUCUGAGAUCUCCAGAUUCAUCCUGCUGUUUCUUCUUCUGGCUAAAGAAGGCCCAAGAUCCAUCAUUCUAAAAGAAUACUGUUUGUGGGCCAGGGAGAUGGCUCAGUAGAAUAAGUACUUGCCUGGAAAGUGCAAGGUCCUGAGUUCAA